AUGGCAAGUCUCCCUGUUCUGAGGAGCUCCUCUGGCUUGUCUCAACUCAACAGACAACCACUGUACAAUAGCAUAAAUGAACUACAUGAUCUGGAAGGCGAAUCGGACAAUGAUCCCGUGCCACCACUCCGAUCGCGCAUGAACGUACAGCACGGAUUUUACGAUCCGGGUGAGCGAAUUCCAUCCUAUGAGUCGUCACAGGAACAACAUUCAAGGCGUCUAGGCUCAUCAGCAGGAAAUAGACAAAUUGAUCAGGCUCUGCCUCGAUCUGGGCAAAGUAUAGCCACGCCACCAAUUCUUACUACCACGAAUGCUCGCGGCCGAGCUCCAGAUACUCCAUCAAGAAUCAGAGAUAGAGGUGGGAGUCCCGUUCGAAGCAGCUCACGACUGGUGAAGACAGUGGGUCUCAAAUUUUUGAGUGCGCGACAGCACUUUUUGUUGGCUACAUGUCGAGAUUUGUCGCUCAUUCCGUGCGUAGUGGGUUUGUGUAGAUCAUGGUGGGUGUUUGUAAAAAGCGAUGGGGCGGAAGCAGUGAGUUCUGGAAUCACCACUGCUAGGGUGUCAGAACAUUUUCUUACAGGACUUUGGUGCAUAGUAGCGGGCUACUUGCUGUUUUCUGUUUUGGAUGGUUUGAUGGUGCGCUGGAUCGUGGGUUACUCCAUUACUGGCGCCAUUGUACGUAUGGCGGCCAUGUCUGCGAUUCUUGUGGCAAUCGAAGAGUAUCUAGUUGCUGCUUUUUCUGCCGAGGGAUUCAAUUAUGCUCUCCAUACAUGGAUCCUCAUAAGUUGCGCAUUGACGGUUAUGUUCAUUGCGCAGAACUUUAUUACUUCCAAUAUCGACUUGAAAGGGAAGUACAGGCCGCGAUUCUUUGAUUUUUACAAAAUCGCUGUUUUUGCUGUCGUUCCAGUUGGAAUGGCCAGUUUUAUCACUAUGAUUGGACUUCUUAGAUCCUUGCUAAUCUUACGUUUAGACAUUGAUCUGCAAAGGGCUGCUAAUAAUGCUUUUUGA
Australozyma saopauloensis is the source of this 1008-nucleotide messenger RNA. RefSeq lists its product as uncharacterized. Bases 1 to 1008 code for a protein of 335 amino acids. Gene Ontology annotation, cellular component: endoplasmic reticulum membrane. The transcript has a single exon. The record is from RefSeq and is a predicted model, not a curated record. Gene Ontology annotation, biological process: cellular response to oxidative stress; protein N-linked glycosylation. NCBI's taxonomy places the organism in Eukaryota, Fungi, Ascomycota, Pichiomycetes, Serinales, Metschnikowiaceae.